Molecule: messenger RNA, 1193 nt
Organism: Mytilus trossulus (common blue mussel)
Lineage: Eukaryota; Metazoa; Mollusca; Bivalvia; Mytilida; Mytilidae
Product: beta-1,4-galactosyltransferase 6-like
Exons: 8
Coding region: 8-985 (325 amino acids)
Biological process (GO): carbohydrate metabolic process
Cellular component (GO): Golgi apparatus
Molecular function (GO): galactosyltransferase activity
Source: RefSeq, a predicted model, not a curated record
CCUAAAUAUGACUUCUAUGAACAUAAUAAAGGUACUGAAGAAAACUUGCAUGAAAUCUCCUAGCCGGCGUGGAUGUGUGACAUUGUUCUUCAUAAUUGGUCUUGCCUUGUACAUACUUGAUAUAUCAGUAGUAUCGCACGAAAUACAUUGGUGGAAUAACAGAAAUAUAUCAUUCAUUUUAAAUAACCUAAAACUAGCCAAUUCUGAUUAUGAAAAACAUAGUACAGCGUACUUACUGUACCGUAUUUUGAAAACCAGGAUUAAUGAUGUUUGUGCAUUUCCACCGGAUAGUCUCAAAAGUGGACAUUACAGACCGCCUAACUGUACACCUGUACAAAAAGUUGCCAUCAUUGUCCCAUACAGAGACAGACAAAAACAACUCCAAGUCUUUUUGAAUAACAUGAUACCAAAACUAAAGCGACAAAAAAUAGAGUUUACGAUAUAUGUUAUCGAGCAGAAAUCCGGUAAGCCGUUUAACAGAGGUAUGAUGGCAAAUAUCGGAUUCAAAGAGGCCAUGUCUGACAUGGAAUUUGACUGUAUAGUAUUUCAUGAUGUUGAUGUGUUACCCGAGGAUGACAGAAACUUCUACAUAUGUUCUGACAACCCAAUUCAUAUGUCAGUCAAGGUAGAGCAAUUUGGAUAUCGUUUGUUAUAUGAAAAGUUGGCAGGUGGAAUAAUCACAUUUUCAAAAGAACAGUUCCAGGAAAUAAACGGAUAUUCCAAUCAGUUCUUUGGAUGGGGAGGAGAAGAUGAUGACUUGUAUAGAAGGAUAAAAUUCAACAAAUAUGAAUUGAUUCGGCCGUUUGAAGAUUUUGGUAUAUGUGGCAGUGUUCGCCAUGAGCCUGCUGAAAAGAACAGUGAUAGAAGGAAAUUUUUGAAAUAUUCGCAUGAAGUGUGGAAAAAUGAUGGGUUAAGUAAUUUAAAGUACAGCUUGUUGCUAAAAGAAAAGAAACAGUUGUAUAGGUGGAUAUAUGUCAGCAUAUAAAUGAACAUAAAUAAUCUGAUUAUCUAGACUUCAUACCUCUAUCCUCCAUGGUAUCAUCGUAAAACAAAUAUAUGUAUAAGGGGAGCGAAAAUCAUUUGAUUAUAUUAAAACAUUGCAUUACAGAGCUGCUACAUGUGAAAUAUUGCUAAAAGAACCUCCGACCGAAAUAUGCUGGCUUUGAAUCGCCAAGCUGUCGAACAGUGAUAAG